CAUGCGGGAGGGGCGGUCGCCUGCCAGGUGGGAAAGCGGGGCAGGUUGGAAGGGGUGGAUCACACCUGCUGCGGAUACGUUCGUCGGAGAGGAGUGGGCUGCUACCAUGAGGUUAAAUCAGAACAUCUUGCUGCUGGGAAAGAAGGUGGUGCUGGUACCCUACACCCCAGAGCAUGUGCCUAGGCCGACCCUCCGUCCCUGCAGGUACCACGAGUGGAUGAAAUCAGAGGAGCUGCGGCGUUUGACAGCCUCCGAGCCGCUGACCCUGGAGCAGGAGUAUGUGAUGCAGCACAGCUGGCAGGAAGAUGCAGACAAGUGUACCUUCAUCGUGCUGGAUGCGGAGAAGUGGCAGGCCCAGCCAGGCACCAGCGAAGAAAGCUGCAUGGUGGGAGAUGUGAACCUCUUCCUCACGGAUCUAGGGGACCCCUCCUUGGGGGAGAUUGAGGUCAUGAUUGCAGAGCCCAGCUGCAGGGGCCAGGGCUUGGGCACCGAGGCCGUCCUCAUGAUGAUGUCUUAUGGAGUGACCAAGCUAGGGCUGACCAAGUUUGAGGCUAAAAUUGGGCAAGGAAAUGAACCGAGCAUCCGCAUGUUCCGAAAGCUUCACUUUGAGCAGGUGGCUGUGAGCAGUGUCUUCCAGGAGGUGACGCUCAGACUGGCGAUGAGUGAGCCGGAGCGGCAGUGGCUCCUCGAGCAGACCAGCCACGUGGAAGAGAAGCCCUACAGAGCUGGGGCGUCGGAGCCCCGCUGACAGCCGGCCUUGUGGGCCAGCCCCCCCCCCCCGCGUGGCUGGGGGUGUGAGACCAGAGCCCUGCAGCAGGCAGACUGUGGGGCCUGUGGGGCGGAGUGCUCUGGCCUUGCUCCAGCCUGGGACUCUCCUCUUGGGGCCCUUCAGACUCCGGGCUGGACUUGCCUUGGCCUCCCUCUGGCUGGCCUUGUGGCUGAGCCACUCCAGGGCCCUCCUCCUGGCCAAACCUGGACUCAGACUCUUGGAAUCUGGAGUGGACGGCAGGAAUCCAUGGGCAGAGGCAGGGUGGAGGCGGAGCCGGAGACGAGGGGGUGCCUGGUGAAUGGGCGGGACCUCCCUUUUCCCUGGGGGGCCAGAGGGGCCACUGAGGCCCUGGCCGGGAGUAAAGCGCACCGC
This is a messenger RNA of Kogia breviceps (pygmy sperm whale), 1141 nucleotides long. The record is from RefSeq and is a predicted model, not a curated record. NCBI's taxonomy places the organism in Eukaryota, Metazoa, Chordata, Mammalia, Artiodactyla, Physeteridae.